AUGAAAAUGCGGAGUUUACUAUGCAUUACUAUCCAUCUGGCGGUGGCUGCGAUUGCACUGGGGCCACAUUUCAUCGGAGCACUGAACAGCGAUGGAACAGUUCUGAUUUCUCUUCUAAAAAACUUGAAUGGCCCUGCUAAUGUCUUUAGCAGUUGGAGAUCCUCCGAUGAAAAUCCAUGCAACUGGGAAGGAGUUUUCUGUCAUGCAGAUCACACUGUGCGUGUUCUCAAUCUCACGGACCGCCAAAUCUCUGGAACUCUGUCUCCUGCUAUCGGUGGUCUCCACAAUUUGAAAGAGCUCUAUCUGGAUAUCAACUCCCUGUCUGGUACCAUUCCUCCAGAGCUUGGAAAUUGCACAAAGAUGGAAUUUUUAUAUCUCUCCAGCAAUAAUCUCCACGGCAGAAUCCCUGCGCAAUUGGGUGGCCUCAAAAGCCUCAGAUCGUUGUCGCUCUAUAACAACUUUCUCAGCGGAAGCAUUCCUCAUUCUAUUUUCGAGCUUCCCCUGUUGGAGGCGAUUUAUCUGAAUACCAACAAUUUGACUGGACCGAUCCCUUCAAAUGUUGGAAAUGUCAGAGGCCUUUCCAAGCUAUGGCUCGGGCAAAAUUCUUUGACUGGAGCGAUACCUUUAUCCAUUGCCAAUUGUUCACAUCUCACAGAGCUUUAUCUGCAUGAUAAUCGGUUAGCUGGAGAUUUGCCCGAAUUCCUUGGCCGGCUUUCGAAAUUAGAGUACCUUUAUGUUACUUCCAAUAAUCUUGGAGGCCGAAUUCCCAAAUCGCUUGGUAACUGCGCAAAUCUCAUUGAGGUUGAAUUCUCCAACAAUCAUUUCAGAGGUGAAUUUCCAGAGGAGCUUGGCAAGUGCACCAAUCUCACCAUGAUUUCUGCCACCCAGAAUCAGCUUACAGGGCCCAUUCCAGCCGCUCUUGGAUCACUGCAAUACUUGAAGCAGCUUUACUUGAACCAAAACUUCCUCUCCGGUGGCAUCCCUGCAGAACUUGGCAAUUGCAGUCUUCUAGUGGACCUGAGGUUACAUAUAAACAAGUUACAGGGCUUCAUCCCUCCUGUAUUGGGUAAGUUGCAGAAUUUACAGAUUUUGUUCGUGUCCAACAAUUCACUGGAAGGCCAGAUUCCUCCACAGCUUUUUGAGGCCAAAAGCCUGCAAGAAUUGUAUUUGUACAGGAAUCGUCUCACAGGAAGCAUACCACCAGAGAUUACCGAUCUCAAGAAUCUCAGAUAUGUAUUUCUGUUUGAUAACCAGCUGUCUGGCUCAAUACCUCCCACACUGGGUGCCAGGAGCAAUCUCACAGGAAUUGAUUUUACAGGGAACCAGCUCACAGGAUCAAUCCCUCCGACACUUUGUUCUUCAGGAAAGCUGAAGCUUUUACUCGUAGUAGGCAAUCAGUUGGAAGGCCGAAUUCCUCCAGAGAUUGAGAAAUGUUCAAGCUUGAGCCGAUUGAUUUUGAGCCACAACCGCUUAUCUGGCUUCCUCUCUUCCAAUUUCCUGGUUACCAAUCAUAAUGUUGAUCACUUGGAUAUGAAGGGCAAUAAAUUGGAAGGAACAGUACCAUCGAGCCUUGAGCACUGCAAAAACCUGAGCUUUAUGGAUCUCUCCAUGAAUGAGCUCAGUGGUGCUCUUCCUCCACAAUUGGGGCAAUUGUCCAAGCUAAAGCUCUUGAAUCUUGGCAGCAAUAGAUUGAGUGGUUCAAUCCCAGAUUCAAUUGGGCAUCUGAGUGAAUUACAGAGCAUGGAUUUGUCGUCCAACAAUUUAAGUGGCAGCAUCCCCCCUGCACUAGAUGGUAUGUCGUCGCUCGUUCAUGUAAACAUCUCGAAUAAUCACCUGACCGGAUGCAUACCCAAGUCAUGGUCUAAGCUGUGGAAUUCUUCGCCGAGCUCAUUCAGUGGCAACCCCGGUCUCUGCUUAGCAGAAAAUGAUGGGAAAAUUCUCUGUAAGUGUAAGAGCAAACAACAUGGAAUGGGAGGCCAAUCUUCGCAUCACCGUAUAGGCCGAUGGGGACUUGACAGAAUUGUGCGUUUCUGA
Molecule: messenger RNA, 2034 nt
Organism: Cryptomeria japonica (Japanese cedar)
Lineage: Eukaryota; Viridiplantae; Streptophyta; Pinopsida; Cupressales; Cupressaceae
Product: leucine-rich repeat receptor-like protein kinase PEPR1
Exons: 1
Coding region: 1-2034 (677 amino acids)
Molecular function (GO): protein binding
Source: RefSeq, a predicted model, not a curated record